GAGGCACAGGGGAGUGGGAGGGACCAGGAGACCCUGACGCCAGAAGGGAAUCUGAGGAGCUCACACAGGUACUCAUGGCGAGCUGGACUCUAUGCGUGGUUCUGGUGCUGGCAUCAGUGGCAGGGGCGGUGGGUGAGACCCGCUAUGAGAAGUUCCUGCGGCAGCAUGUGGACCAUCCCCGGACCCUCGGGCUCAUGGGGCACCGCUACUGCCAGGUCAUGCUGGCACGACGGCAAGUGACAGCCUCAGGGCGGCCUUGCAAGCCCUCCAACACCUUCGUGCAUGCACCGGCUGAGGACCUGGUAGCCACCUGCAAGAACCCUGCUGAUGCUAUGGGGAUCCAUAGCACUUCAACACCCAUGGGCAUCACAGCCUGCCGCCUGCAGGGUGGGAACACCCGGCCCCCUUGCAACUACCGGGCCCGGCAGCUCCAGCACCAUGUGCGUGUUGCCUGCCUUGAUGGGUGGCCCGUGCACCUCGCUGGCACUCAUGCAUCCCCUGAUGAGGCUUGAUGUGGGGGCAAAUGUGUGGGAAGUGGAUCCCCCCUUGCUUCUGGCAGGGGCUGUUUUAGGGGCUGUUUUUACAAUAAAGGAGGUGUCACAGGCCUGGGCUCCAGCAUCAGCUUGUGGGGGGACCCUGG
Messenger RNA from Oxyura jamaicensis (ruddy duck), 640 nucleotides. RefSeq names its product ribonuclease CL2. Lineage: Eukaryota; Metazoa; Chordata; Aves; Anseriformes; Anatidae. The record is from RefSeq and is a predicted model, not a curated record. Gene Ontology annotation, molecular function: nucleic acid binding. Bases 75 to 512 code for a protein of 145 amino acids. The transcript has 2 exons.